Phytophthora sojae is the source of this 1431-nucleotide messenger RNA. RefSeq lists its product as hypothetical. The record is from RefSeq and is a predicted model, not a curated record. Gene Ontology annotation, molecular function: zinc ion binding; nucleic acid binding. The coding region runs from base 1 to 1431 and encodes 476 amino acids. NCBI's taxonomy places the organism in Eukaryota, Oomycota, Peronosporomycetes, Peronosporales, Peronosporaceae. The transcript has 3 exons.
AUGGCGAACAACGGUGGCAACAACGUCCAAAACGUGCAGCCCCCGGCACCGGCCCUAGCGGUCACCAAUCCAGUUCGUGGGAGCAGUAACCCCCCGCGUUUUGAAGGCACGUUUGAGCUUUUUCGUACCGAAUUGGAGCUUUACCUGGGUGACCGCGAAGCCUGGGAUGUGGUUACCGGAGCAGAGCAACGCCAUGCUACCGACGCUGAUUUGCAACGCCAGUUUGACCAACGGGACCGCGUGGCUCGGGCUACGAUUCUUCGCGCGGAUAAAACGCAGCACGAGUUUUCGUAUGCUGUCUUACUUCGACGGCAACUGUACCAGAACACGCACACGGAAGGGCAGUCUAUGGCUGACUAUCUUGUUGGCAUGACUCGCUUGCGUCAACAACUCCAGAGCAUGAGCUCUGAGCACGCUAUUUCGGAUGAAGAAAUGGCUCGCUUGUUGCUCAUGGGGGUUUCGUUGACUCAUCGAGAACUUGUUGAACAAUUUGAUUUGCCUACCCGCCAAGAUGAACGCGACCGGAUGGAGCAACAAGUUGCGGCACGACACAAUGGAGGCGCUGUCAUGAAUAUGUUGGGGCAGACACGACAGCAGCAGGUUCAAUUCAACGGCUGGCGCACCAGCACGAAGAAGCGGAAGUGUUUCCACUGCGGGAAGCCUGGCCAUUUCAAGGGAGAUUGCUGGCAUCGCAAGACAUCGUCGAAGAAGGCUCAACCAGGCCUGAAGGGAAACAAAGGAGGCGCCACCAAGGCGAAGCAAGUGAUCAAGAAGGAGACUACCGGGAACGAGAAGUCGGGCGCGAUUCAACACAUGAUGUGGCUAAACAGUGGCUUGUCGGACGCAACCACUCCAGGGCGCAAUGACAGUAGCAGUGAGAGCAGCGACGAUGAUGGAAACAUGUCGGUUCUCGGCAUGGUGGCAAAGCAGAAACAUUCGAUCGAUUCCAGCAAGUGGAUGCUGGAUUGCGGGAGCACGACCCACGUUUGUAUCAACCGCGACCUGUUUUCCAGCAAUAAGAAGUCCAAGGCUGUCUUCAAAGUUUGGACCGGGGCUGUUACUAAAGACGUGAUGAGCAGUGCGGUUGCGGUCUUUACAGCUAACUCGCACGUCCGUGGGGAGAGCAUACGACUGCAGCUGGAAGAUGUCGAAUAUUCGCCUGGUGGAUCUGUGAACCUUUUAAGUUUAGGACGAAUGGAGAAAUUAGGCUGGGUGCCUUCCUUCUCGAACCCGGGGGUGACUCCGCGCACAUUUUGGCUAGCUCGCGGGCAAGAACGACUGGAAUUCGUCGAAGAGGGUGAUCAUUAUUGGCCGUACACUGUGGACCCUCCUAUCGUUGGCGAAGCGGCGAUAAUGGCGGCGAUCGACGCAGAUGCCAGCCCUCUGAUGCGAUGGCAUGAGCGUCUGGGGCAUCUCAAUGUAUCCGCAUGA